Messenger RNA from Durio zibethinus, 4215 nucleotides. RefSeq lists its product as uncharacterized. Lineage: Eukaryota; Viridiplantae; Streptophyta; Magnoliopsida; Malvales; Malvaceae. The record is from RefSeq and is a predicted model, not a curated record. Gene Ontology annotation, molecular function: oxidoreductase activity, acting on CH-OH group of donors; flavin adenine dinucleotide binding.
AAGAUUUUUGUUUGAUAUGUAGCACUAUUUCCCCAUACCCUCCCCCCUCCACGUGCCACCUUUUUCUCUCUUUCCUAGAUAGAUUAAACACUCUAUUUCUAGUAUAAAGAAAUAUUAUAAACUUAAUAGUUCUUCAUUAUCAAUAGAUCUUAGUCCAGUCUCAUGUUUAUUUUAUGUUCAUACUUUCGAAGAUACACAUAAAAAUUUUAUGCUUUCUUUUUUUUUUUUUUGUGGAAAUGCCGCGCAAUAGAUUAAUUCAACAAUGGUAUCUGCUGUUCUAUAUGCUGUUAACAACUAGUGGAAAAUGCUUGUCUGUUACAAUGAUUUACAUACUUCCAAAUUGGUUGACAAGAAAGAAACAUGUUCUAUCAUUUGCUUGUUCUUUGAAUCUGUAAAGAAAUUUAAUUAAUUGCCAAUGAGCAUAGGUCUAGGUGAUAUUCCUAACUCCAAUGUCUCAUUGUGAAUGCAUUUGGAUUCUUCACGCAGAAACGAUGAUGUUAUAGCUCUCCUUGAACAAAAUAUACGCCAAUAGAUAUCAUUCGAAGGUCCUGAAACUUUCAGUUCUGGGUUUCAAAGAAAAUGGAGAAACCAGCAGAUUCAAAACAAAUGAUUUUUUAUGAAGAAGAUGGAUAUGAUGCUGUUGUUGUGGGGUCUGGAUAUGGUGGUUCUGUUGCUGCUUGUCGGUUGUCAUUGGCAGGAGUCAAGGUAUGCCUGGUUGAGAAGGGACGAAAGUGGGAAGCUAAGGAUUUUCCAACAGACAGUUUCAAGAUCAUGUCAGCUGUGAGGAUGGAGAGUCAGAACUUGGGUGUCAGCUUUGGCCCAAAGGAUGCUUUAUUUCAGGUUUAUGAACAAAAUGAUUCACUGGCAGCAGUGGCUUGUGGACUUGGUGGGGGGUCACUAGUGAAUGCAGGAGUAAUGUUGCCAACCCCAGUUCAAACUCGAAGAAAUUCAAAAUGGCCAAAGGAAUGGGAAUGGGACUGGGGUAGUUGUGAAGCUUCUGCCGCUACUAUGAUGAGAAUACAGAGUGUUCCCAUUCAGUUCCCCAUUGCCAAAAUUAUGAAAGAAAUAGAUGUGGGAGAGGUAGAAGAAAUGGUUCAGGACUCAAUAAAGUUAAGCAUGAAUUUUGAUCUUGAAGACUCCCCAUCCAGAUUACCGAAGCAUCAGAAUCUGGAUACCUGCAAAGCCUGUGGAAACUGUCUUGCUGGGUGUCCUUACAAUGCCAAGAAUUCUACUGACAAAAAUUAUCUUGCAUCAGCAAUUCAGGCAGGAUGUAUUGUUAAAACAGAGUGUCAAGUUCAGUAUGUGGUUAAAAAUCCAUAUGAAACAGCCCAAAAAGGUGAAAUUGGUGGAAAAAGAAGGUGGCUUGUUUACUUAAAUGAGAUCGAUAAUAUAAAAGCUGAUUUUGUGAUCCUGUCAGCGGGAGUUUUCGGCACAACUGCAAUACUUCUCAAAUCACAAAUGAGAGGAUUAAAACUCUCGGAGGCACUUGGGUCUGGAUUCAGCUGUAAUGGAAAUACUGUUGCUUAUCUUGCUGGAAGCACUGGACCUUUGAAUGCUUAUGGACUAGACAGAAAGCAACUGUCAAAGACACCUAUUCAAGCACGGCCUGGGCCAUCCAUCUCUUCAUCUUACUCUUCUUCAUUGGGUUUCACAAUCCAGAGUGCUGUAUUUCCUACAGCUUAUCCUUGCAUGUUGUUUAAAGGGAUUGCUACAUUUGGAUGGCCGUCUGGUUACUGGUUCUUUCAUGGUAUUAUAGAUAAACUGAAGCAUCUCCUAGGUUCUAAGUCAAGCCAAGCAAUGGUGCUCCUCGCAAUGGGACAUGACAAGAGUGAUGGGAAAAUUAUAUUAGAAAAGGAAACAAAUAAAAUUUGCUUCAGUCCACCCCAUGACCCUUUACUUCCACGAAAAUUUGAGGUCUUUCAAAAGAUUACCAAGAAAUUAGGUGGAAUUCUCUUCAUGUCGACGUACCGAAGCACGUCAGUACAUCUGCUUGGUGGGUGCAAUGCAUCACCAGAUUCUUCAGAUGGUGUUUGUAAUCCAAAUGGUCAGGUUUUUGAUCCAGAGGCUCCUGGUCUUGUGCAUCAGGGCCUCUAUGUUUGUGAUGCUUCUCUAAUUCCAUGUUCUGUCAGUGUAAACCCCUGCCUUACUAUUGCAGCAGCUGCUGAGCAUGUAAGUAAGCACCUUGUGAAGGAUAUUCUCAAGCAUAAAAAUCAAAGUUGUACAGAUUGCAUUUCUAAAGUGGUUGACCAAAAUCCAUAUACAGAAAGAUAUGAUAAUUUAAAGAGCAGUGAGACAUCAUAUGUGUCUGUCAAAGAAACAAUGAGAGGCUAUAUAGGGGGUAUGCCAUGCACAGCUUCUCUCAGAAUGAAGAUAUACUUGCAGAAUCAUAACAACCGUGAUGAUUGGAAUUGGAUUAUGAGAAAACUUCAUCCAACUUUAAAAGGGAAAGUUGGUGGUUAUGUUGUCUUCAGUGCCAUUGAGAAGGAUAAGUUGUACGUUAUAGAUGGGGAAGUAGACAUGUUUGAAGUAGAUUACAGAACCCCUUACACACGAUAUAUGCAUUACCGCCUUCUCCUUGCUGCUGCCUCUGGUUCAAGAUAUAUUCUUGAGGGAAAGAAGAUAAUGAAUCCUUAUCUUUUUGCACUAUAUUCUUGGAGGGAGACAACAACAUUGUACGUGACCUUCAAAAGGCUUGCUGGCUACUUUGCUGGUGAUGUAGGAUUGAACUUGAAAGGAGAGCUUAAAAUUUCCAUGAUUGAACUACUGAAAAGCCUAUUGAAACUUGAAGGAAAUGGAAAAGGAAGAUUUAUUCAGCUUUUCUCAUUGAAUCUCCUUAGAACCUAUAUUUUACAAAUGCCACAAGAAAGUCAAAAUGAGCUGACAGAUUCUUACAACAAUUCUUAUCCAGCGAGCACUUGCCAUGAAAUAAAAACAGAAGAUGGAUGUAUCAUCAGCUGUAGGCAGUGGAACUGCGGUCAAGGUAGAUGGAAUUUCAAGGAACAAAAGCACCCAGUUCUUCUACUUAAUGGGUAUUCCACUGAGAGUUUCUGUCUGCCAACAGAACCAAAUGAUUUAAUCAGGACUUUACUGGCAGAAGGGCAUGAAAUAUGGUUACUCCAACCAAGAUUGCAUGCAUUAAAUCCCUCAAACAACUUCACUAUUGAAGAUAUUGGAAGAUAUGACAUACCUGCUGUAAUUGACAAGAUCUGCGAAUUCCAUGGUCCAAGCAUGAAGAUACAUGUAGUUGCACACUGUGUUGGAGGCUUGUCCAUUCACAUAGCUCUCAUGGGAGGACAUAUCUCUACAACUCAAAUUGCUUCUUUGUGCUGCAUUAACUCUUCAAUGUUCUUCAAGCUUACUACUCUAGCCACAGUCAAAAUGUGGCUUCCCUUGGUCCCUAUGUCAAUGGCUUUGCUGGGCAAGAACAAAAUCCUGACUCUGUUAGAGACAUCAAAGGCCAGUUUGGGACAUCUGCUUCUAAUGUCUAUAGCCCGUUGGAUACCUCGCUAUGAGAGAUGCACUUGCAAUGAAUGUGAGGUCUUUUCUGGCAUAUUUGGCAACACAUUCUGGCAUCAAAAUGUUACCCCUACAAUACACCGUUGGUUAAACAAGCAAAGCACAACAAAGCUUCCCAUGGCCGCCUUUUCUCACCUUAGGAAAAUCUGCAAGUCUGGAUUCAUUGUGGAUAGCAAGGGAAAUAACUCAUAUUUGAUUCAUCCAGAGAGAAUGGCCCUCUCAACGCUAUACGUCUCUGGCGGACGAAGUCUUCUUGUGACUCCAGAGACCUCUUUUCUAGCUAACAAGUAUGUGAAGUUGCAUCAACCUAAUUUUAGACAUGAAAGGGUUGUUGUGGAUGGUUUUGGGCAUUCAGAUUUGCUGAUUGGUGAAGAGUCUUCUAAAGAAGUUUUCCCUCACAUUUUAUCUCACAUAAGGUUAUCUGAACAAGGGAAAAACGUUGUGACGAUUUCCCAGGAAAAGAAAUACAGCAAAGAAGCCUUGGUAUGGGCUGCUGAUCUUUACCAAGGAUCUGAAAGCUGUUGGUUUUCACCGCCGGUGGUUGUUUUCUUGGUUUUAUUUUUUGUCUCCUUCUUGUUAUCAUCAUUCAUAUGAUAUUUCCACUACCAUAAAAUGGAAUGUUGAUGUUUUCAAGUUCUGUACAUCUUCAUUGUAAUCCUUCAUGAUGCCAUUUUAUAAAUUUUCAUGUUGAAUUUAUAU